Mustela erminea (ermine) is the source of this 1593-nucleotide messenger RNA. It is a transcript of the gene CHCHD3, whose product is annotated as coiled-coil-helix-coiled-coil-helix domain containing 3. The coding region runs from base 189 to 869 and encodes 226 amino acids. Gene Ontology annotation, biological process: inner mitochondrial membrane organization. The record is from RefSeq and is a predicted model, not a curated record. Lineage: Eukaryota; Metazoa; Chordata; Mammalia; Carnivora; Mustelidae. Gene Ontology annotation, cellular component: mitochondrion; MICOS complex. The transcript has 9 exons.
UGUUGUGGAGCGUGACCGGAGGAGGCGGGAGCGGAGGACCGGCGCCUUCUCCUUGCUUCUUGGGGUCGUGGCCUUGCUCCCGCCGUGCGAGGAAAAGGUUCGGGCGUGUCCACGCGCGUGUGUGCGCGUGGGGCCUGAAGUGCUCGUGCGUCCGGGCUAGGUCUCUGCGGGGGGCAGAAGCAGGAGCCAUGGGCGGGACCUCCAGCACCCGCCGGGUCACCUUCGAGGCAGACGAGAAUGAGAACAUCACGGUGGUGAAGGGCAUCCGGCUUUCGGAAAAUGUGAUUGAUCGCAUGAAGGAAACCUCCCCAUCUGGUUCGAAGUCUCAGCGGCAUUCUGUUUCUGAUGAAGAAUUGAAGAGAAGAGUGGCUGAGGAGCUGGCAUUGGAGCAAGCCAGGAAAGAGUCUGAAAACCAGAAACGACUAAAGCAAGGCAAAGAACUAGAACGAGAGAGGGCUUUUGCUAAUGAGCAGUUAACCAGAGCUAUUCUUCGAGAGCGGAUAUCAAGUGAAGAAGAACGAGCCAAGGCAAAGCACCUGGACAUUGAAGACAAAGCUAAGCAGCUGGAAGAGAAAGAUCGAGUGAUAAAGAAGCAGGAUGCAUUCUACAAAGAACAGCUGGCUAGACUGGAGGAGAGGAGCUCAGAGUUCUACAAAGUCACCACUGAACAGUAUCAGAAAGCUGCUGAAGAGGUGGAAGCAAAGUUCAAGCGGUAUGAAUUUCAUCCUGUCUGUGCUGAUCUGCAGGCCAAAAUUCUCCAGUGUUACCGCCAGAACACCCAGCAGACCCUCAGCUGCUCCGCUCUGGCUGACCAGUACAUGCGCUGUGUCAAUCAGGCCAAACAGAGCAUGCUUGAGAAAGGAGGAUAAAGUCAACUUUUAGAACAAGCAGAACUCCUCAACGUUAAUUCCAGAGGCGGAACAUUUUUUUUUUCCUAGUAAGAAAGUAACCCAUUUAAGGAGAAGACGAUUAAAGAGAAGCACCAAAGAGCAGAUGCAGCCGAAGCGUAUCCCAAUUUGAUCAGCUGCAGUUUGAAAAGCCAAGGCCUAGAUCAGGUAUCAGCCAGCAAGGACACACUGCAGUGUUAGUCAGCCCUGUUCACGAUGAUUAAAAGAGAAAGGCAGCCCUCUCCACCUAUCUGACUUUCUAUUCAACUUUCUCUUCUCACCAAGCUCCAGGGUUGGGUGAAUCUUCAUUCCAGCAGAGCUGGGGUUGGGGGUUGGGAUGGGGGCUAAGGUAAUUGGAACGGGGUUGGGGAGAGGGCACCAAACCUCCCAUCGCAGCCCAGCAGGGCUCGGUGCAGUCUUCUGAGCUCUGGUGUGUUGAUUUUCUCUUUCUUCUUUUCUCCCCUGACUACAUAAGAGCUACUUCAUUUUAACUUAUUAUGGUGAUCAUAUAAGUAAGACAAAAAGGAGAGAAAAAUGUACCUCUUUUACUGGAAUAAUGUUUAUGAUUACAAGUGAAAUAAGGCAUUUUUUAUCAACAUAAAGGCAACCUUGGCUUAUACAACCUCUUCUCGAUCAUGAAUACUGACAUCUUUACUGCACUCACUAUCAAUAAUAAAUAUAUUUUCCGAAGAAGACUGGCAUUGCA